AUGAGGUUUUCUACCCUCUCUGUUGGGCUUCUUGCCCUGGUGACGCCUCUCGUGUCAGCAUGGAGCAAAGAAGACCACGAGAUCUUCCGCUUGCGUGACGAGAUUAUGACCCACGAAGGUGCCAACAUAACCUUUUACGACUUCGUCGGUGUCACGCCCUCGGCCUCACAGGAUGAGAUCAAGCGCGCCUACCGUAAGAAGUCCAAGACGCUUCACCCCGACAAGGUCAAGGCGCAACUCAAUUCCCGUACCGCCAAGUCGAACAAGAAGUCGAAGCCCGGCGUCACUGUUACCAAGCCCCCUACCCAGUCGGAGAUCAAGGCUGCCAUCAAAGCUGCAGGCGAGCGACAGACACGCCUGGGUGUCAUUGCCAAUAUUCUCACCGGCGCCGAGCGCGCCCGAUACGAUCACUUCAUGGCCCACGGUUUUCCCACCUGGAAGGGCACGGGCUACUACUAUAGUCGCUACCGCCCCGGUCUAGGUACUGUGCUCAUUGGCGUCUUCCUCGCGGGUGGCGGCGGCUUUCACUACCUUGCUUUGUACAUGGGCUGGAAGCGUCAGCGCGAGUUCAUCGAACGAUACAUCAAGUUUGCCCGUCAUGCUGCUUGGGGGGACAACCUAGGCAUCCCGGGAGUGGAAGCCGGUGCUACAGCACAAGCCCCUACCCCCGAACCGGCCGCCGACGACGAGCAAGGCCCCAUGAUGCCGACAAACCGCAAACAGAGACGUGAACAGGAACGCAUGGCCAAGAAAGAGAACGCCAAGGAAGGCAAGCGUUCCGGCCGUCCUCGAGGUGUCAAGAAUGCUAGCGGCAGUGCUACACCAGUUCCCCAGACACAGCCGAGCAACGGUGCAGGACCUACGGGCGCUAAGAAGCGCGUUGUUGCAGAGAAUGGCAAGAUUCUGGUCGUGGAUUCCCUCGGUGACGUUUAUCUGGAACAAGAAGACGAAGACGGCAAUGUCCAGGAAUUUCUGCUCGACCCGAAUGAGGUCCCUGUUCCCACCAUCCGCGAUACUGCUCUGGUAAGACUGCCUCUAUGGGCCUUUGGCCGCAUUUUUGGAAAGAAGGAUACCGAAGAGGAUGUCAUCGAGGAGCAAGAGAUAGUCGAGGAACUUGUCGACGAUGACUCUGACAUCCCCCAACGCACCCCAAGCAGCACCGACUCGAACGAUGAUUUCGAACUCCUCGACGCUACUUCGCAGAGCAUUCAAGAUCUGGCCAAGGUCAGUGGCAGCAAGCCCCAGGCAAGCGGCAAGGCCAAGAAGAGAAGCAAGAAGCGGUAG
Molecule: messenger RNA, 1284 nt
Organism: Pestalotiopsis fici W106-1
Lineage: Eukaryota; Fungi; Ascomycota; Sordariomycetes; Amphisphaeriales; Sporocadaceae
Exons: 3
Coding region: 1-1284 (427 amino acids)
Cellular component (GO): endomembrane system
Source: RefSeq, a predicted model, not a curated record